UUAAUACCAGAAAUGAUCCCACAGUCACUGUGACGUAAUGAAUGUCUUCAAGUUGUACGGUUUAACUACUAUAAAAAACAUUCAUCGAGUGAUAUUGGUGUUUACAUUUUUGUUCACUUGUGUUUCCAUAGUGAUGGCAGAGGCCCACCAGGCCGUGGCGUUCCAGUUCACCAUAACACCAGAGGGUAUUGACCUGCAGCUGUCCUACCAGGCCCUGAACCAGAUCUACCUGUCCGGAGUCCGAUCAUGGAAGAAACGAGUCAGCCGCAUAAGGAACAGGGUGAUUAAGGGAGUAUACCCAGCCAGCCCUUCCUCUUGGCUCUUUGUCGUCAUAGCGAUCCUGGCCACCAUGUACAUGCGCUCAGAUCCCAGCAUGGGGCUCAUCGCCAAGAUACAGCAACACCUGCCACUAAGUCUCCAUGUCUCCCUCAGUGCCCAGGGUCAGACUAUGGUGUCAGCGCUGGUCUUCAGCACUCUGCUGUGGCUCUCCCUCAUCCUCGCGCUCAGGUUCUGCCUCAAGCUGCUGCUGUCCUAUCACCAGUGGAUGUUUGAACAACACGGCCGUGUUUCCAACACCACUAAAGUCUGGGUGACUCUGCUAAGGUUAUUAUCAAGCAGGAAGCCUCUGCUCUACAGCUAUCAGACCUCUCUCCCUCACCUGCCUGUUCCUGCCAUCAAAGACACACUGAGCAGGUACCUGGAGUCCGUUCGCCCUCUGUUGACUGAUCCCGAGUUUAAACGAAUGACUGAACUGGGCAAUCAGUUUGAGUCCAGCCUGGGAAACCGUCUCCAACGCUACUUGAAACUGAAAGCUCUGUGGGCCACAAACUAUGUGAGCGACUGGUGGGAAGAAUACAUCUACUUGAGAAGCCGAAGUCCUAUCAUGGUCAACAGUAACUACUAUGGCAUGGACUUUCUGUAUGUGACCCCGACCCCGGUGCAGGCUGCCAGAGCAGGCAACACUAUAACUGCCCUGCUGCUCUACCGCCGCAAGGUAAACCGAGAGGAACUCAAACCGAGUCGUGUUCCAGGUACUGUCAUCCCUCUGUGUGCCGCUCAGUGUGAGAGGAUGUUCAACACAACACGCACUCCAGGAGCUGAGACUGACGUGCUACAGCACUGGCAGGACAGUGAGUUUGUGGCGGUGUACCACAAGGGGCGCUUUUUCCGCCUGUGGGUGUACCGGGCAGGCCGACUGCUGUCUCCCAGGGAGAUCGAGUACCAGGUCCAGAGGAUUUUGGAUGACUCCUCACCCCCGCAACCCGGAGAGGAAAAACUGGGGGCUCUCACUGCUGGAGACAGGAUUCCUUGGUCUCAAAUGAGGAAGCAGUACUUCAGCUCCGGCGUCAACAAGCGAUCGCUGGAUGCCAUCGAGAGGGCAGCCUUCUUUGUGACCUUGGAUGAUGAAGAGCAAGGCAUGAGGGGAGAGGACCCAGCAGGAAACCUGGACCGCUACGCCAAGUCCCUGCUCCAUGGGAAAUGUUAUGACAGGUGGUUUGAUAAAUCAUUCUCCAUUGUGAUCUACAAGAAUGGGAAGAAUGGGCUGAAUGCAGAGCACUCCUGGGCUGACGCACCGACCGUGGCUCACCUUUGGGAGUACACCCUGGCCACAGAUGCCUUCCAGCUCGGCUACACUGAGGACGGGCACUGUAAAGGCGAGGUGGACCGCUCACUGCCCUACCCUCAGAGGCUUCUCUGGGACAUCCCCUCAGAGGUUCAGGCUGAGGCACAGAGUUCCCUGACUGUUGCGCAGGCCCUGGCUGAUGAUGUGGACUGCCAUGUGUUCCCCUUCAGCGUGUUUGGUAAAGGACGCAUCAAGAAGCUUCGCAUCAGCCCAGACGCAUUCAUACAGAUCGGCUUACAGCUGGCAUACUACAGGGAUCGUGGUGGUUUCUGUCUGACCUACGAGGCGUCGAUGACCCGUCUGUUCAGAGAGGGCCGGACGGAGACUGUGCGAUCCUGCUCCAACGAAAGCUCUGCCUUUGUCAAAGCUCUAGAGGAUGGGGAGGCAGCGGAGCAGUGCAGGCGUCUCUUCCGACUGGCUUCUGAGAGGCACCAGAACCUUUAUCGGAUGGCUAUGACUGGAGCUGGAAUCGACAGACACCUCUUCUGCCUGUAUGUGGUGUCCAAGUACCUGGGGGUGGAGUCACCGUUCCUUAAAGAGGUUUUGUCAGAGCCCUGGCGUCUCUCCACCAGUCAGACGCCAGUUCAGCAGAUGGAGUUGUUUGACCUGAAGAACCAUCCCGACUUUGUGUCGCUGGGCGGAGGGUUCGGACCUGUCGCUGAUGAUGGCUACGGGGUGUCAUACAUCAUCGUGGGAGAGGAUAUGAUCAACUUCCAUGUGUCAUCCAAAUACUCCUGCAACGAGACUGACUCGCACAGAUUCGGCUCUCAGAUAAGCAAAGCUCUCCAAGACAUCAUGACUCUCCUCACUCCUGACACCAAAACCUCCUCGUCCACCAAGUCCACGGCCCAGCCUCAGUCCAAGAAACUCCUCUGAACGCAGCUGAAAACAUGGGACUAUGUGCGUAUAUAUUCCCCUGAAGUCUACUCUGAGUGUAGAAACCAUGAAGAACCCGUUAAUUAGAACCUUACUGUUCUCAUAAACUGUUAUAUCACUGACUUAGGACAUUAAAGCAUUAAAUUAAACUGACUAAAGUUCAUUUAAAAUCAGCUCAAUUCAAGAAGAUAGAAAGAGAAAAACAAGACGCACAGAGGAAGCAACCAUUGUCCAAAAGCCUUUUUGUGUAGAUUGAACAAAUAUAUUUGACAGCCGUUCAGCACUAACACAUUUACUUUUAUUUAUUUUUCCGUGAGCCAUGUCUGUUAGAGAGUCUGCUUGACAACAAUAUGACGACACAAAAUGCUUCCAAUCCUCACUUGAAAAUAAAAACUGAGAUUGGCGAUUUUUAAGAGAAGGGGGGCCAAAGGUCAAUACUUAAAAAAAAAAGGAAGUCUUUUGGAGAAAUGUACGAGAGACAAAUGAAGAACAGGCGGACAGAGUCAAGAGUUCCUAAAUCUCACUUAAAGUGAAGGGGAUUUUUUUUUUUUUUAGUUUCUAAACAAACCAAAGUUUCCUCAGUGUGAAAUGAUGCUCUGCAGCUCAUCGCACUGACAU
Seriola dumerili (greater amberjack) is the source of this 3118-nucleotide messenger RNA. It is a transcript of the gene cpt1a2b, whose product is annotated as carnitine O-palmitoyltransferase 1, liver isoform-like. Gene Ontology annotation, cellular component: mitochondrion. NCBI's taxonomy places the organism in Eukaryota, Metazoa, Chordata, Actinopteri, Carangiformes, Carangidae. The transcript is spliced from 18 exons. The record is from RefSeq and is a predicted model, not a curated record. Gene Ontology annotation, biological process: carnitine metabolic process; fatty acid metabolic process. The coding region runs from base 38 to 2500 and encodes 820 amino acids. Gene Ontology annotation, molecular function: carnitine O-palmitoyltransferase activity.